GGACAGAUCCGCAGUGAGGAGCGGCGGGCUGCACACAGUGACGGGGCGUCGUUUGACACUUUUUACCCCCACACACACAAUUCAACACUAAACUGGACGGAACAGGCGAACACGUCCAUAGACACGCACCCAGCCGUUCUAGUCCGUCAUGGAGUCCUAUGACAUUUUAGCCAAUCAGCCUGUUGUCAUCGACAAUGGGUCAGGGGUAAUCAAGGCUGGGUUUGCUGGUGACCAGAUUCCUAAAUACUGUUUCCCGAACUAUGUGGGACGUCCCAAACAUGUGCGUGUCAUGGCAGGGGCCCUUGAGGGCGACCUCUUCAUCGGCCCUAAAGCAGAGGAGCACCGUGGUCUGUUGUCCGUGCGCUAUCCGAUGGAGCACGGUAUCGUGAAGGACUGGAAUGAUAUGGAGAGGAUCUGGCAGUAUGUUUACUCCAAGGAGCAGCUGCAGACCUUCUCAGAAGAGCAUCCGGUCCUGCUGACGGAGGCGCCCCUCAACCCCAGCGUCAACCGCGAGAAGGCGGCGGAGGUUUUCUUCGAGACCUUCAACGUUCCCGCUCUCUCCUUUUCCAUGCAGGCGGUGCUCAGCUUGUACGCCACGGGACGCACCACCGGCGUGGUGUUGGACUCGGGAGACGGCGUGACUCACAUAGUGCCCACCUACGAGGGCUUCGCCAUCCCGCACUCCAUCCUGCGCAUGGACAUCGCGGGCAGAGACGUGUCGUGGUACCUGCGUCUCCUCCUGCGCAAGGAGGGCUACAACUUCAACACGUCUGCAGAGUUUGAGGUGGUGCGCACCAUCAAGGAGAGGGCGUGCUACCUGUCGCUAAACCCCCAGAAGGAUGAGACUCUGGAGACGGAGAAGGCCCAGUACAUCCUUCCAGACGGCAGCACCUUGAACAUCGGGCCGGCCCGCUUCCGCGCCCCCGAGCUGCUCUUCAGGCCCGACCUGGUGGGCGACGAGAGCUUAGGCAUCCACGAGGUUCUGGCCGACGCCAUCCUGAAGUCCGACAUGGACCUGCGUCGCACGCUCUUCUCCAACAUCCUGCUGAGCGGGGGGUCCACGCUCAUCAAAGGGUUUGGAGAGCGACUACUAACAGAAGUGAAGAAGCUGGCGCCCAAAGAUGUCAAGAUCAAGAUCUCGGCCCCUCAGGAGAGACUCUACUCCACCUGGAUCGGAGGCUCCAUCCUGGCGUCAUUGGACACCUUCAAGAAGAUGUGGGUGUCCAAGCGGGAAUAUGAAGAAGAUGGCGCGCGAGCCAUCCACAGGAAGACCUUCUAGAAGACACUCUGGCUCCGCCCAGCCUGCCGCUUUAGCCCCGCCCCCUCCCUCGCCCCCGCUCACGACUCGAGAGGGGUGUGUGAGUGGGCGGCACUCGGCCCCGAGGACUCCUCCCGGCCUCAGGCCACGCCUCCUUUCUACGUGAAGGUGUACAUUGUCAAUAAAAGUCCACUUUUUUUUUUUUUGUUGGUUUUUUGCUACGUUUCCAUUCCAAAGUGUUUUGACCUGACGGCCGUGGCCACGUUGGCGCACACAACGCCGUCCGAGGAGAGUCAGCACGUUUAAGACGACUGACCGGUCUUUGAGGACAACAAUCGACAACAAAAUAUUUUAGUUGAAAUGCAGCAGUCUUUUUCUGUUAGCCGGCUGGGCGAGUCGCAUGUCGGAGACUCGCCGCACGUCCACGAGAUGCACCGAGGACGUGAAGGCCAGCGAGGCUUUUGGACCUUUUUUUAAAACCUGCACGGAGGAACGACAAUGUUUGCUAACACAUAAUUAUUAUUAUUAUUUUAAGAAAUAAACAUUUAUGUCUGCUGCU
Molecule: messenger RNA, 1817 nt
Organism: Nerophis lumbriciformis (worm pipefish)
Lineage: Eukaryota; Metazoa; Chordata; Actinopteri; Syngnathiformes; Syngnathidae
Gene: actr1b
Product: actin related protein 1B
Source: RefSeq, a predicted model, not a curated record